AAAACCUUAAAAAAAGUAUUCUGUGUCCUUCUCUAUAUCCAAGAACUUCCUAGUCAGUAUCUGGAAAUCCAAAACAUUUUUUAUUUAGCAAUUCGAAAAUAUGCCUAUUGAUUUUCAUCUCUCUGCGAGCGAAGAUGGCAUUCGAAAACAUGCAGCCGCAUUGGCUGCUGGCCCUCUCAAAGAUAUCAAGAGAGUUUAUUCUGCAAAGAAAGAUGAGCAACAAUUUCAAGCACUGAAGCCUUUCUAUAGUGAUAUGGCAGCCGGCGGCAUGAUCAAGGGCUUCAUAGCGUCACAUCUUGGGGGUGCAGCUGGAAGCUUGACUGAAGCAGCUAUCUUAGUUGAAGAGAUGUAUGCCACUGAUCCUUCUGCAUCUUUGACGAUCUAUUCCACUGGGUUGGGCUUGACUCCAUUGAAUUUGACUGGAAAAGAAGAGCACAAAGAAUUCUUGGAACCAUUUUUGAAUGGUGAAGGGGCACCACUAGCUAGUUUGGUAUUCUCAGAACCAGGAGGAGUUGCAAACUACUUGGAGAAAGGUGCUCCAGGUCUCAACACAACUGCCACGCUUGACGGUGAUGAAUGGGUACUUAAUGGAGAAAAGGUAUGGAACAUGUGACGGAAAGUUGGCUUAAUACCAGAAGUGAAGCUCAUUUGUAAUAUAGAUGUGGGCAACCAAUUCUGCAGGCUGGGACUUCGAGGGUGCAGACCUUCAAUGUGUAGUCUGCCGCGAUACAGGUAUUACCUCAGACGAACCUGCUGACGCUGUCAUGAUACUUCUUGUGAGCAGGGCAGAUAUUGAACGAAAUGAAAAGGGCGCAUUCAAAACACUCAAGCAUGUUCUAACUACAGGGCACCCUGCUUGUUCUGGUCCACAUAUCAAAUACACCAAUUUAAGAGUUCCUGCAAAGAACGUCCUAUGUCCGGCAGGUGAAGGUGUUCCUGUGGUGUCAAAAUCAUUCGAUUUUUCGGCUAUUUUGGUUGGUGCCAUGAGUGUUAGUGUUAUGCGAGCCGCCUUCGAAGCAGCUUUAGCAUUUGCCAAGGUUGACAAUCGCAGAGGAGCAGAGGAUCUAUUAUCAAGACAAGCAUUCGCCGAUCUCCUGAGUGGUAUCAAGAUGAAGACAGAAGCGUGUAGAGCUUUGACAUGGAAAGCAGCUCAUGCCCUCGAUAAUGGACCAGGUGAUUAUAGUGCCAGGAGUGAAUUGGCAUUAGCGGCCAAGAUCUAUUGCUCGGAAGAGAGCGUUAAAGCAGUCACAGAUGCCAUCAAUGCCGUUGGGGUGUAAGUAGCCAGUCGUACUAUUCCUCUCAAAUUAUGGCAGUCACUAACUACUCAUCAGAACUGCCUACAGCAAUGAGCAGCCCUUUAUAGACCUUUUGAACACGGCCAUCGUUUUACCCAUUUUUGACGGCGGUAAUGUAGGUAUACGUAGAAGGCAUAUACAAGAGUUAAUGGCGUCAAAGUCGUACGAUCCUUGGGCUGCGACCUAUGGUCCUUCUCAUUAGAAAUUCAAAAUUUAGAUAAUUUUGGAAGUAUGAUACCUGAAACGAACUUGCACAUGUGAACCUUUAAACUCAUACCAUACCCGCGACGCAACCGCCGCGAACCGUUGGAAAAUUAGGGUU
Messenger RNA from Sclerotinia trifoliorum, 1617 nucleotides. NCBI's taxonomy places the organism in Eukaryota, Fungi, Ascomycota, Leotiomycetes, Helotiales, Sclerotiniaceae. The record is from the annotation of a GenBank genome assembly.